AUGACGGAGGUACAUUUCAAGUACCAUUGAAAUCUCACUGGGCGAGCCCAUUUCCCAACCUUGGCAACAGAGGUUGACACCACUUCAGAUAAGUAUUCCAACCUGUACAUGUACGUGGGCUUAUUCCUAAGCCUCCUGGCCAUUCUUCUCAUCCUGCUCUUCACAAUGCUCCUUCGACUCAAACACGUCAUCUCACCCAUAACAUCUGAGAGCACAGAAAGUGUUCCUCAAUUCACAGAUGUAGAGAUGCAGAGUCAAAUCCCAACUCCUUAA
This is a messenger RNA of Manis javanica (Malayan pangolin), 273 nucleotides long. The record is from RefSeq and is a predicted model, not a curated record. Lineage: Eukaryota; Metazoa; Chordata; Mammalia; Pholidota; Manidae.